AUGGAAGGUCAAGAAUCAGGCUGGCAAGAGGUGAGCGGUCCAUCCGUCUUCUGGAUCCUCCUCACUCUUAGCAUAGCUGCUGCAACUCUGCCGUCCACAAGAACCAAGAUAAUGGGCCCCAGCAUUAGAGUCGGUGCCAGUAUCGAUCCCCUACGCGCGAUGCCAUGGGUUUGUUUCCUCGAUGCCAUAUUUGAUCUCCUCAUUGUGGGCCGAACAAUUCAAUACCAUAUGUCCAAAAGAGAGAAAGAUGAGCAGCGCGAAGAGCAGACUGCCCACGGCGAGCCGAAUCUGAUCAUGGUCAAGCUUGCAAUGACUCUCCUUGCGGUCCUGCCUCAGACAGUCAAGAUUCUGAGCAUGCGUGGCAUCCUGGUCUCUCAAAUCUGCGCCUGUGGGUUUUUCUUCGCCAUCGCCACAAGUCUCAUCAUGGAUCUCUGGGAUCCGGCCGCCGAGAAACCUUAUCCGGGGAAACCAGUGCGUAUCGGCGAGAGUAAAGUCAUGUCCGUAAUAAUAUGCCUCGCAAUACUCAUAUGGGCGGGUGUGGCCACUUCGGAGCUAUGGAUAUGGUACAAUAUCGCGUGCUUGUCGUCGUUCGAACCCUCCGCCAGUGUCAAAAAUCUCAUCUCUUGGGUCGAUCUUGCCUGCGGACUGGGUCUAUUCUUGCAGAUGGUUGUUUCGGCCAUUUAUUUCUGCAUCUCAAAGCAUCGAUUUGCCAUUUCAAAAUAUCCUCGCAUAGUCCCUCUACUUGGAAUAGUUGGGUUCUUCUUCACCCUGAAAGGGAUCACAAAGUUGCCCAUCGAAGAAAAGACAUCUUCUACGCGGCAUAUCACCCCAAUGCCUAUAUGGGCGAAACGAGCAAGUUACUCCACGAGCCUGAUUUACUGUGCGGCACUUGUUAGCGCCAUUACGGCCGUGCUGAUUCAUGCCCUUGGGAUGCUCAUCGCUCGAAAGAGAGGCACGGUUCAGCAACCCAGUGGCCAGGAUGUAGAGUCAGGAACAGACCAACCGGCAUCCGCAGCGGAGUCAAGUGAGUUGGCAAGGCCACCAGAACAAGAUGGUAACGACGGCUCCAUGGUGAGACGGGCAAUAUCCUAUAUAGUGUCAGGAAUCCGAUGCUUGUCAACAUUAGGUCUCCGUAUUGACCAGUGGCUCUGGGAUCUUUUUACCCUGCCAUCACUCUUGAGUUUUUUCGCGUCCUGGACAAUUUUCAAUUUAAUCAGAACUGUGCUGUAUUAUUUGGUGGUCUUUGAUGGAAGCGGAACUUCAAGUCCGAGCUGGAACAGUGUCUUAGGCUAG
Clonostachys byssicola is the source of this 1293-nucleotide messenger RNA. Lineage: Eukaryota; Fungi; Ascomycota; Sordariomycetes; Hypocreales; Bionectriaceae. The record is from the annotation of a GenBank genome assembly.